Messenger RNA from Lineus longissimus, 3685 nucleotides. RefSeq names its product deleted in malignant brain tumors 1 protein-like. The record is from RefSeq and is a predicted model, not a curated record. NCBI's taxonomy places the organism in Eukaryota, Metazoa, Nemertea, Pilidiophora, Heteronemertea, Lineidae. Gene Ontology annotation, molecular function: protein-lysine 6-oxidase activity. Bases 66 to 2168 code for a protein of 700 amino acids. Gene Ontology annotation, biological process: peptidyl-lysine oxidation. The transcript is spliced from 11 exons. Gene Ontology annotation, cellular component: membrane.
AUUUACGAAAAAGACGACGCUACAUGAUGACAUCAGGUUGAUGUAGAAAGGGUUUUGAAGGAGUAAUGUUAUCAAUACUAGUUUUCGCCCUCGCGGUAUCGUGCUUGCCUAGCGUUUUUUCCACGGAGGCGCUCGUGGUGCAACUCAGCCGGAUAUCGAUAAACAAUGAUGAAAUCAAGGGUUUGCUUGACAUCCGGUACCGUGGCAAGUGGGGGAAUAUAUGCUAUUGGAGUUAUACCUUCAGCAGCGAAGCAGAAGUGGCAUGUCGACAGUUAGGAUAUCUGGGAGUGGGCUAUACAAAGUAUACCGUAGGUUGGCAAAGGAAAGGAAUUGUUAACAGAAUAUCCUGUUCUGGGGCAGAAUCGAGGCUUGAUGAGUGCAAUAUAGUUGGAUUUCCACCGUACAAUUGUAGCGUUCGCCAUGAUUACAUGGUGGUGAAAUGCAGGAAGAACCCAGCAUUAAAUGGCUUUUUGAAUGCAACACUUCUCGGAAGGAACGCUCACAUGGGAAUACUGGAGGUCGCUUCAAAAAAUGGUAAAAAGGCAGCAGUGUGCUUCGACUUGCCAGCGAAUAAUACGGUGACUUCCAAAACCGUUUGCGCGCAAAUGGGAUACAGCGACAUGCAAACUACACUUGCCACAAAUCAAGCUUCAUAUACAGGCCGCAACUUCGUAUCGGUUGACUGCCGCGGUACCCAGCCAACCUUAGCCGCAUGUUCCAUGACUUCCACGAGGAGCUGCCCAUCAGCUACACUUUUGGGAGUCGAAUGCAAGCUUGAUAUGGCUACACAGCAGAUGUUUGAUAUCCGUCUCUCGCCCGCGGACAGCUACCCAAAAGAUGAGGGGACAGUGGAGGUGUACCGGUAUGGUCGUUGGGGAGUCAUCUGUGACACUGGAUGGGACAUGAACGCUGCUCAAGUCGUAUGCCGGCAGCUUGGAUUCAGACAAGCAAUCAAUGCUACAAAGAAUGCCGUGUUCGGUCAAGGAACUGGACUAGUGUUCUGGAGUAAUGUCCAAUGUAACGGAGAAGAGCCUAGCCUUGCAGAGUGCAAGCAUGAUGUGGCCUAUGAGAAGGGAGUAUGCCACUCAGUUAAUGCUUCAGGAGUGGUGUGCAGCAACGAGAGCCUACCGACCAUCAAUAUUUGCUCCAAUAGUCUUCACGCUCUAACACCUGGCGUACAAUUCAUCCGUUCACCAACUUACCCGGAAAGUUUCAAGUAUUACACAAAUGGUAUUACGUGUUAUGUCAACCUCACCUCGCCCUCCAAUUUCACCGUCUACAUCCACAACAAGAUGUUUCAGAACAACCAUGUUGAAUACCUGUCUUUCAUAACAAGUGACGUCACGGACAUAUUCUACGGCGAAGAUAGUGCACAGAAGUCAGUAACGUACAACACAGACCGAAUGACCGUCGUGUUCCAAGCAAGUAUCUGGACAGGAAAACUGAAACUGAACAUUGGGGUGACAGUUCCCGUGCCAGGCUCAACUGCAGCUCCUACAACACUUCGGCCGACAACUGCAGCUCCUACAACACUUCGGCCGACAACUGCAGCUCCUACAACACUUCGGCCGACAACUGCAGUGACACCACCCCUGAUCAAGGCUCCUCAUGGUGAUGACGAAGCACCAGGUAUGAGAAGCGGUGUCGUUGUUGGUUUGAUAGUGUUGGUAAUCAUCAUCGCCAUUGCUGUUAUCAUUGGAAUAAGCCUGUGGAAAAAGGGAUUCAUUCACUUUGGUAGGAUGAAAGAGGAUUCCAACAGAGACUUCGAUGCUGCUGCAAUACAGGGUGUGACAACAAUUGAAUCCUGCGAAAGAAUCGACAACAAUUCCUGCAUUGAAUCAAACACUGUGAAUCGACCAAUUCACAUCUACGAGAACAGCACAUUCCUUAGGGAUAGUCUAGACCAUAUGGGCGAUGUAACAACGGAGAGCUCAGAAGAUCACCGUCCUGCGGAGUCCGAUUACGAAGAUGCGCGCGAUCUCAAUUCUUUAAGGCGAUACGACACGGAAGACUAUCCGGCUAGUAGGCCUACUGAGGUAGUGCUGGGGGAUUAUGGUCCAACCAGCGACAACGCGGGAGAAUCUCCGUACGCGCACCUCGACCAAGUUAACAGGUCCGAGUACCUAGAUUUCCGUCAACUUAGUGCCGAGCAAGUGAGGCCAAUUUAAGCGUGAGAUAUGAUCGACUGUCCAUAUUGCACCGCACUGCAACGUGCUUCAAGAUACCAGUCAGACUGCGAUAAGCGCUCCGGAUCCACCGGCAUUAAAAUACCGUUUGAAAAACGGAAAAAACAAUAGUACACGCCUUUCUCGGGCAUUAAAGGCAUCAAUGCACAUUAUAUGUGUGUACAAGUAGGCUUAUAAUUGCACUUUUUUCGCUCAAGUUAGAAUGACAUGAAUAAAAACCGAAAAAGCACGGUCCAGUAGAACACACUGACAUUUUUAGACCAGGGCGAAUCACCUUCUCCAAAGCACCAACUGAACACCGAAUCCCUUAGCAAGGUAAUAAAACGUCAGUAACAUUUUAUUUUGCCUUCAGCUCACACACUCAGGUGUUUUAAUCAUUCAACUUUAAAUUGAAAACAAACAAAUUUGGGAUUGGUGUCCCCAAAAAUACAAGUCCACAUGGUGAGUAUGCUGGGAAUAAAAUAACGGUCUACACAUGGCGAGUAAUAGUUGAAAAAUCCUGGUCCGAAGAGGGUUAUACAGUAUUUUUUUUAUUCAUUGUAUACAUUUUCAUGACUUUUAUCUAAAAUCUUUACAAAGUUCUUGUCAGAAUCUAUAAAAAUAUUCAACCAGAAACUCACAAUAAUCGCGAGUGUAUAUUGUUGACAUUGUCAUGUAUCCAUGUUAUUAAAUGAGAUCUCCAGUAGUCAAAAGUGGUUACAUUUGUCGAUAUUUUGACAAAACGCAUGCAAAUCAAGUAUUGUGCAACAACGGCUAAAAGUUCAGAACCAUUUGUUCUGAAUGAUGGAUUGAUGCCUGCAGAUUCCAUAUUGUUCUUCGAUGACAUCCAACAUGCAAUUAGAUGUCUCGAGUGUCCUUCAGUAACAUCGCGGAGCAAUUUGAUUUCGACUGCAGUCGAAAUGCAGCUAAACAUCGCUGAUGAACAGACUGGUAUACAAUUGAAUAAACAAGCCACUUUCAUGGAUUUAAACCUCUCUAAUAGGGAGUGACACCCUUUGGACUGACAAAUGCUGUCCUUAACUGAGAGGUGUCCUGAUUACAGAUGUCGAAUUCAAUGUUAAUGACCAAGUUGGGACCAAAUGCAGUGUCCUUAGUAUAGAGGUGUCCGCUUAGGGAGGUUCCAUUGUAUCUCAAAUCUCAUGAAGCGCGGCACUUUUUUAUUUCAAUAAUUUACCGACUGUGAGAUUUCAUAAUAACUGUGUGGCAAUAUUCACUCGGCUACGAUGUGCAUGCACGCGAAACGGAGUCAGAGUGGCCGUAACAAGACGGGUUGCUUUUAUUGACGCAGUUCUUGUAAUAUCACACUUAACGAAAGCAAGAAGCCACACACUUGAAUAUAUCACAUCGAUGAAAUUCGGGAGAUGAACCGCUAAUGUCUGCGUUAAUUUAAAAAGUGCAUAGAGUUCAUGUCGCAGCUCUUGUUAGGGUUUAGACCACUGAGAUAAAAAAAUUAAACUUAAUUAAAAAUUUUGCCUGCGCAAUUAUUGUCCUUGUUUUGA